AUGCUUGCUCUAAGCAUAUUAUCCGGUCUAUUGGUCGUUUGCAAUCCGGUCAGAUAUGAAUUCGAUGAACCUCCAAUGGAUUCCAUUAGUCUAUAUAAUCCACCUCGAAUUGUGCCACGCGAAUUUUGGAAUAAGCCUAUGGAUGUGAGAAGAUUUUUUAAAAGGGAUCAACAACCAGCUUCAGCAGUAAAACGACCCCAACAGUCAGACAACUACUAUUAUGAUCUCUAUAGACAAUCUAUGCUGCCAACAAACGAAUUCAUUGGUUGAAAACGCUAUUCACAUCCGGUAGAGUAGAAUGACGAGAGAAAACACAAGAAAGACUUCUUUUUGCGCGUUUAUGUGUGUUUAUGUGUGAAUGUUUAUACAAGUGGACAUCAACUGAUCCGUCAUAUAUUCUCUCUUCUUUUUUCUCUUCUGUCUUUGUCUGACUCUCAAGAAUUAUACAAUAUUUACCUACAUAUCUUCAUUCAAUUGGAAAACAAUACAAGUG
This is a messenger RNA of Trichobilharzia szidati, 493 nucleotides long. Lineage: Eukaryota; Metazoa; Platyhelminthes; Trematoda; Strigeidida; Schistosomatidae. The record is from the annotation of a GenBank genome assembly.